GACUACGCUACUAACCUUCAAUAUUUCCUCGCACCAAAUUGCCUUCCACUCUCACGAGCCAGAAUCUGUUUCAUUUUUCGCGGCAAAACCCCCCCUUUGGCGUCUCCACUACGAUUCUCCCAGUUUCAGGUUGGGGGCUGGUGAAAGAUAAUGAAGAAAUCACCAUUACCAUUGCAAAAUAUAUGUGGGCCUGAGAAACAAAAAAUUGGCAAGGAAGCUUUAGUAAAGCUCCUUAGGUGGCAUUUUGGGCAUUCCGAGUUUCGUGGAAAGCAAUUGGAAGCUAUUGAAGCGGUACUUUCAGGAAGGGAUUGCUUUUGUCUUAUGCCAACUGGUGGAGGGAAAUCGCUGUGUUAUCAAAUUCCCGCCCUGGCAAAAACCGGCAUUGUGCUUGUUGUCAGCCCUUUGAUAGCCCUAAUGGAAAAUCAAGUAAUGGCAUUGAAAGCGAAAGGAAUAGCUGCAGAAUAUCUUUCUUCAACCCAAACUGCACAAGUUAAAAGCAAGAUUUAUGAAGACAUUGAGUCUGGAAAGCCAUCCUUAAGGUUGUUGUAUGUGACACCAGAACUGAUUGCGACAUCAGGAUUUAUGUCAAAAUUGACCAAGAUCCAUGCUAGAGCAUUGCUGAAUCUUAUUGCCAUUGAUGAGGCACAUUGCAUUUCGACAUGGGGCCAUGACUUCAGGCCCAGCUACAGGAAGCUUUCUUCUUUAAGGAACCGACUGCCUGGCAUACCCUUGUUGGCAUUGACAGCAACUGCUGUCCCAAAAGUUCAGAAGGAUGUCAUAGAGUCCUUGUCCUUGCAUAACCCAUUGGUGCUGAAAUCAUCCUUCAACCGUCCAAAUAUUUAUUAUGAAGUUCGAUACAAGGACCUUAUGGAUGACCCAUAUGCUGACUUAUGUAAUUUCCUUAAAUCACACGGAGAUAUCUGUGGAAUUGUUUACUGUCUUGAACGUACAACUUGUGAUGACCUGGCUUCUCAUCUAUCAAAACAUGGAGUUACUUGUGCCGCGUAUCAUGCUGGACUGAACAGUAAAUUGAGGAGCUCUGUAUUGGAUGAUUGGAUUUCAGCAAAAACACAGGUUGUCGUGGCAACUGUGGCCUUUGGGAUGGGUAUAGAUCGAAAGGAUGUCAGAAUUGUCUGCCAUUUCAAUAUUCCCAAGUCCAUGGAGGCCUUUUAUCAGGAGUCAGGUAGAGCAGGGCGUGAUCAGUUGCCAUCAAGAAGUCUUUUGUAUUAUGGAGUGGAUGACAGGAAGAGAAUGGAAUUUAUUCUGGGUACUGCUAAGAACAAUAAGUCACAGUCCUCAAGCUUGCAGGAUGAUACCUCAAAGAAAUCCUUGGCAGACUUUAGACAGAUGGUUGAAUAUUGCGAAAACUCUGGUUGCCGUAGGAAGAAGAUCCUUGAGAGUUUUGGAGAACAGGUACCUGCGUCAUUAUGUGGAAAAACCUGUGAUGCAUGCAAGGAUCCUCAUUUGGUUUCCAAGUAUUUGGGGGAGCUUACAAGUGCUUGCACUUUUAGAAAUCAUUCCUCCAGAAUAUUCAUCAGCAGCUCUGCAAAUCUCCAUGAUGAAGAACAGAUUUCUGAGUUCUGGAGUCGUGAUGAAGAAGCAAGUGGAUCAGAAGAAGAUAUAUCUGAUGCUGACGAUGUUGACGGUCCAAAGAACAUGUUCGAAUCAAGGUCAGUUACAAAUUCAAGCCUGAAUGAUAGGAUUGAAUUGUUGCAACGUGCAGAAGAGAGUUAUUAUCGAAAUGACUUGCCGGACAAACAGGUUCACAAGAUCGAUAAGAACAACAUAACAGAAGCAUUAAGAGAGGCUGGCAAGCAAAGAUUAUUAAAUACAAUGAAGCAAAACCAGCAAAAGCUUGAUGUUUUACGGAUUGAUUAUGAAGAAUCUGCCAGGACACUUGAAAAUGAGUGUCACAAGAAGUAUGGGAAGAGUGGCAAAUCUUUUUAUUUAUCUCAAUUAGCAAGUACCGUGAGAUGGAUCUCUACAGCAAACUCGGAAGAAUUAGUGAAUAGGCUCAACAGCAGCCAAAGUCCUGGGUGCAGUGCUAUGACUGCAAAGUCAGAUUGCUCUUUGCCUUCAGUAUCUCCAUCAGGUGGCAAGUCAAUAGUUACAGAUGAUGAAAAAUUGCAUGACAGCAGCGUAUCAGAAACCCCUUUAAGAGCAUUGCAACAUGCUUCUGAAGACACGAAGUUGCCACCAAUUCCAUCUUUCUCUGAUUUCAUCAAUAGCCGAAAUCCAAAUGAUAACAAAAAUUUGAAAUCCCGAAAGCAACCUCCUAGUAGAGAUCACAAGAAUCCUGAUAAGAGGGUGAGAAACCAAUAGGCUGAAUUUGAUAAUUCUUCACCUCAUUUUGCCUAUUUUCCUCUUUAUAUUCUCAAGUCCUUCAGCCAGGCGAAGGUGGCUCGCAUUUGCUCAUUGUAUGUCCGCUUUCAGCAAAGAUGAUGUGUGUGGUUUACGGUUGACUUAGGAGCGAGGUCGUUUUUCUUUUUCUUCACCCAUUA
This is a messenger RNA of Coffea eugenioides, 2501 nucleotides long. RefSeq names its product ATP-dependent DNA helicase Q-like 3. The transcript has 20 exons. Gene Ontology annotation, molecular function: 3'-5' DNA helicase activity; ATP binding; nucleic acid binding. Gene Ontology annotation, cellular component: cytoplasm; chromosome. The coding region runs from base 151 to 2322 and encodes 723 amino acids. Gene Ontology annotation, biological process: double-strand break repair via homologous recombination. The record is from RefSeq and is a predicted model, not a curated record. Lineage: Eukaryota; Viridiplantae; Streptophyta; Magnoliopsida; Gentianales; Rubiaceae.